Molecule: messenger RNA, 950 nt
Organism: Blastocystis hominis
Lineage: Eukaryota; Bigyra; Opalinata; Blastocystidae
Exons: 6
Coding region: 15-950 (311 amino acids)
Cellular component (GO): eukaryotic 43S preinitiation complex; eukaryotic translation initiation factor 3 complex; cytosol
Molecular function (GO): metallopeptidase activity; protein binding; translation initiation factor activity
Source: RefSeq, a predicted model, not a curated record
GAUUGUUGAGGAUGAUGAAUUCAUACGAUUCACCAGUGGAAACGAAAAAUCAACCUAAAGAAGAUAGCAGAUUUGUGAGUCUGUAUGCCCUUCCUCUGAUUCAAAUGAUUAAACACGCUCACGAGUCAUCGCCGACCAAUAUCACUGGUCAACUCCUGGGAAAUGUCGAUGAAAAUAGGGUGGAGAUUACUUUUGCCUACCCGAUGCCCAGCUCGGAAGGCGAUUUCCAGCAGGUAAACAGCGCCAAUUUUCAGCAGGAUAUUAUUAAUCGCCUUCGUCAAACAAAUAUUGAUAGCAACGUCGUCGGCUGGUAUACUUCUACGUUCAUGAGUUCGUUCUGCACUCCUCAGUUGAUCGCCACGCAAUGUCGCUACCAACUCGACUUGGGCAACAAGAUGGUCGCUCUCGUGAUCGAUUCUCUGGACCUUUCCCGUGGCAAGUUAAACCUGAAAGCGUUCCGCGUGAAUUCUCGGUUCGUGAAGCUUUUUGACGAGAACAAAAUCACUUUCGAUGACCUGCAAGAGCGCCAGCUGUCCAGCAGCGACAUUUUGGAGGAGGUGAAGAUUAACCUGUGUGUGAACGAACUGGAGUCCGUGCUGCUCCGCCAGCUCGAGUUGGAUUCAAUCCUCCGCGAGGAAGAGCCCGUGACGGUCAAUCCGAUGUUCUACCUGGUUCGCUCGUUCAUGCGCAGUGUCGUUGAGAAUCUGGGCGAGGAGGUCGGCGAACGACACGCGUUUGCUGCGCCGGGACACCGAGAGAAGACGCAGGGCGAUGUGGAGUUGAUUAUUGAGGGGGAGCAGGAUGACACGAUGAUGAGCCAGAUCCAGCAGAAUAGUGGACUGGAGCCGCUCUUGGGAUACUGCUCAUUGAAGGAUUUUUGCGAGCGGUUGUGCAGUGUGGGAACGGAUGAGAAGAAGGUGUUGGAGAAGUCGGUGUGGUUUGUUUGUUGA